Messenger RNA from Psilocybe cubensis, 906 nucleotides. RefSeq lists its product as uncharacterized. The record is from RefSeq and is a predicted model, not a curated record. Bases 1 to 906 code for a protein of 301 amino acids. The transcript is spliced from 2 exons. Lineage: Eukaryota; Fungi; Basidiomycota; Agaricomycetes; Agaricales; Agrocybaceae.
AUGGCUACAAAACCAGGAGAUUCCAAUGAUUCUAAGUUAGGCUCACUCAAUUUCCAGGUGCCUUGGUUCCCCGUUCGCGAGCUUACAGGUUUCAAGCUUUUCAGAUUCGAGCUUGGUCAGCGCCUCAGCUGGUCUCUGCCCACCUGGCGCAUUAUAAACUUUAUCACCAACAAAAUCAACAACAACAGCAAGAAAUUCAUCAAGUGCGGACCGCACGUGCGCGUGCAAGAAGCGCUCACGAUGGAAUUUAUCGCGCGGACAACAACGAUCCCCGUCCCGCGCGUCCUCGACGUGUUCAGUAUCAAGGAAAACGUGUAUAUUGUCCAAGAGCGGAUAAAAGGCCCGAUUCUUGAGGAUGUAUGGUACCUUCUCUCACCAGAUGAACAGCGGAGCUGUAUGCUGCAGAUCAAAGACUGCUUUGAUCAACUGCGCUCGCUCACACCCGCGGCAGGCUCGGAUUCAGAGCGCGUACAAGCUGUCGACGGGUCAGGUCUGAUUGACUCCCGUGUUGGACAGGGUGUAUGGGGGCCAUUCGAAAACCACGAUGAAUUUCAUCGGCAUCUCAACCACCCCAUCCUCCGCGAGUUGCAUGAGAGGUAUCCCGCCCUCCAAGAGCCGCUAGCCAAAGUCGCUGGUAAGAAGUACCGGAGUGUCUUUUCGCAUGGUGAUUUUGGGCCGCAUAAUCUUAUAUGGGUGGACGGGAAGGGGAAGGGGAAAGGGAAAGGGAAGAUUGUGGUUAUCGAUUGGGAGAGGGCGGGGUGGUUCCCGGAGUAUUGGGAUUAUACGAGGGUGUAUGCUGCGCGUUGGUAUAUGAAAGAGUGGUGUGAUCUGUUUAGUGCGGUGGUGGAUCGCUACGAUGACGAGUUGGAAGUCCAGGACAGAAUUGAUGAAUACUUUGAAAGAUAA